Molecule: messenger RNA, 1859 nt
Organism: Paramormyrops kingsleyae
Lineage: Eukaryota; Metazoa; Chordata; Actinopteri; Osteoglossiformes; Mormyridae
Gene: aqp8b
Product: aquaporin 8b
Biological process (GO): transmembrane transport; water transport
Cellular component (GO): plasma membrane; basolateral plasma membrane
Molecular function (GO): water channel activity
Source: RefSeq, a predicted model, not a curated record
GUUAGGGUUAGGGCUAUCGAUUAGCACUACGGUAGCCUAACUCGACAAAGUAGCUCAACUCGACAGAACACCGGCAUUCUGCUGCCACCUUACAAAAAGCCACUUCCACAGUCUUUUGACGGAUACAUGUGCAUCUUCCUAUAAGUUACUAGACAGUCUAUGCGGACCGGCUUCCGGAACAGACGGGUCUUUAACUACAGUCGAGCCUUCUCAAUCGCGAUUUCCAUUUGUCGCGAAAAUUAAAUGGAAACUUUUUACGAGUUUUGCGGAACCCGCAGACAAGACAAAAUACUCAUAGGCUACAUGCAAAAAAUAACCUAUAUGUACGGUGCUGGUUUGUUUACGGCAGCUUGUCAAGUGAUAUAGCCAUCGCAGUGAUCUUUGAAUUUCAUUUCUAGUGUCUUUUCGCUUCGCUCCGAUCUCACAAAGGGAUAUUUUAUCUGAGAGUCGUCUUAAUCAGACUAAUUAGCGAUAUUUCUUAUUUAUUUAUUUAUUUCCAGUGUGAUCCGGUCAGUGCUCUCCACUAAAAAAAUACAUUUUUUAGAUAAGCAUUUGACUCUGUGGGCUGGAUGAUUGAUAGAUUAUAAAUCCGACCAAAGCCGCAAUCACGCGUUUCGUUACGAGUUAAGAAUGAGCCUUUUUUUUGAGGCAGAUCCAGAGUUCACGUGGUUAUCACCUACGUGGCUGUAAAACAAUCCAUGUAUAACUAUGAGCGUAGCAGAUCUGCAUUUCUAAGUGCCCCUUCAGUAGCGACAUAAUGGCCGAAGACAGGCUGGAGCUCCGAGACAUGGAGAAGAAUUUAAUAAGAGACAGUCGCAAAGCCAAAGAGGGCGGGUCUCCAAGCCGGAUGGAGCGGAUGAUCCAGCCGUGCGCGGCCGAGCUUCUGGGGACCAUGUUCUUCGUGUUCAUCGGCUGCGUCUCGGUGAUCGAGGACGUGGAGUCGGCGGGGAGGCUGCAGCCUGCGCUGGUGCACGGCCUGGCCAUCGUGGUUUUGGUGGCGUGUAUGGCAGAGAUCAGUGGGUCCCAUUUCAACCCAGCGUUUACUAUCCCCAUCUACCUGUGUGGGGGUAUGGAGCUCGUCAUGGUUGGACCGUACAUCAUCAGCCAGCUGGUGGGGGGCGUUAUCGGAGCCGCCAUGUCUAAGGUGAUGACGACCAAAGCCAAGUACGAGGAAGCCACUGGCGCUGCCUUCACCGUCCUGAGGUCCGAGGAGCAGGUGGCCAGGGCCCUGUUUGCUGAGGGAGCCAUGACCAGCCUCAUUGCCCUGGUGGUGCUACUAGGAGCGGUGAACCACAAGAGCCGCACCCCCCUGGUGCCGUUUAUGGCUGGGGGCACUGUCGUCAUCAACAUCCUGGCAGGGGGGAACGUGUCUGGGACAUGUCUGAACCCAGCCAGGGCUCUGGGUCCUGCUCUCAUGACUAACUACUGGUCCUACCACUGGGUGUACUGGGUGGGCCCUAUUUUAGGAGGCCUGGUGGCAGCUGCAUUGGUGAGGUUUCUGCUCGGAGACAACAAAACUCGACUUAUCCUGAAAUGACACUUUCAACGAUGACGGAAGAUCUUAUUAUAAACAUCAUAUGAAGACGUCAGUUUUGGGUCGUAAGAUUAUGUGCGAUUUUGUUAUGCUCCUGCUUAAGAGAGAAAUGUGCUUAGGCAUACUUUGAGCACUAAAUGUGAAAAAGAUAAAUAUUAUUGCGACUAUAGAAACACUCUUACUGCAGUUUUAGCAAAACGAAACGUGCGCCAACGUUUUAGCGGCUGCAGUUUCACCGAGAUAUUGUGUUUAAAUAAAUAUUCCAGCAGGUGGCGCUAUGUCACAAGCUAAAACAUAUCCCGCGGUCUCAAACCAACAAAUCCCG